Molecule: messenger RNA, 6306 nt
Organism: Epinephelus moara (kelp grouper)
Lineage: Eukaryota; Metazoa; Chordata; Actinopteri; Perciformes; Serranidae
Gene: faxca
Product: failed axon connections homolog, metaxin like GST domain containing a
Exons: 6
Coding region: 314-1546 (410 amino acids)
Cellular component (GO): cytoplasm
Source: RefSeq, a predicted model, not a curated record
UGUUUAGCAUCCCUCCAAGAAUGUUGCAACACUAAAUCAGCUUUUAUUUUGAAAGGCCCCACCGGAAGCGCCGCUGUUCCCGUGUGUGACUUGACCGCGAGAGCAGGGAGGCUACAGCCAGCGAGCUCCGAGCGGGCUGCGGAGGAUGUCGACCCCGCAGCGGGGACCAGCUCCGGGCGGGAUGCUUGUGUCCAGCCGGCUGCUCCUCGCCCCGUCGCCCCGCGCCUGCAGCCGCGUGCACCUAUGAUGACGCCCCCGCUGAUGAAGCCCCGAGCUGCCCGAGUGAGGCGGAGAGUGGCCGGAGACAGAGAGCAUGUACUGGCGCGUUGGGUUCGCCUGGACGCGGUCGUGUGUGGUUGAUCUUGGCCAGAACCAGAGCUUCUCCUCCGGCCUGCUGGGCCCCGAUGAGCAGCUCUCGUUUUAUGGGUGCAUCAUCGCCUACCCUCUGCAGGACUACGGCGGGAUCAUGUCAGCGCUGGGCUCGGACUCGUGGUGGCGGAAGACGCUGUAUCUGACCGGAGGGGCUCUGCUGGCAGCUGCUGCUUAUCUGCUGCACGAACUGCUGGCCAUCAGAAAGGAGGAAGAGCUGGACUCUAAAGAUGCCAUCAUACUCCACCAGUUCUCCAGACCCAAAACUGGCGUCCCAUCCCUGUCCCCUUUCUGCCUUAAGAUGGAGACCUACCUCCGUAUGGUUGAUCUGCCCUAUAAGAACUACUUUGAUGGGAAGCUUUCGCCACAGGGAAAGAUGCCGUGGAUUGAAUACAACCAGGAGCAGGUGUGUGGCACCGAAUUCAUCAUCGACUUCCUGGAGGAGAGGCUGGGCGCGAGCCUCAACAAGAGCCUGACGCCGCAGGAGAAGGCGGUGUCUCGCGCCAUCACCAAAAUGGUGGAGGAGCAUUUCUACUGGACCAUAGCUUACUGUCAGUGGGUGGACAACCUGGAGGAGACCCAGAAGAUGCUAUCAGUGAGCGGGCCACUGAGUGAUCUGCUCAAGUGGAUCCUGAGUCACCUGACCGGCGGGAUUGUCAAGAGGGAGAUGUACGGGCACGGGAUUGGACGAUUCUCUGAGGAGGAAGUUUACGCCCUGAUGGAGAAGGACAUGCGCACCCUGGCCACUCUGCUAGGUGAUAAGAAGUAUCUGAUGGGCUCUAAGCUUUCGACAGUAGACGCUGCAGUGUUCAGUCACCUGGCCCCGGCUAUGUGGACGCUACCAGGAACACGGCCGGAGCAGCUGAUCAAAGGUGAGCUCAUCAACCUGGCCAUGUACUGCGAGCGCAUCCGCCGGCGUUUCUGGCCCGAGUGGUUCGUGGACCUGGAGGACUUCUGCUACAGUGACACCACAGAGAGCAGCGACGCGCCCUCCAAACUCCCCGACCUGGGCCUCUUCUCCUGCACGGACACUUUCCACGACGACACACACACGCACACCUCCCAGGCUCACACACCAAAGGACCCCAUGUCGCCGGACAGCGACCCUACAGGCCACUCGCUGUAUGACUCUGACAUGGACACGGAGUGCUCUGAAAUCGACCAGCCCAAGUGUUGACGAAACGUACAUGUGUAGUACACGCCACACAUACGCACACCACAGGAGGGAGCUGCGUCCCGCCUGCACACAUGCCCCCUACCUCUCUGAUCAGAACAUACCUGGGGAGUGUUGUUAGUGUCUCCUGUGUCAGUGGAGACGUUGAGGAGGUCUCACGUGCAUACUGUAUUGGAGGAACUACUGCAGCAGAGGGAGUGAGACAGAUAGAAAUGUAAAGUUUCAGUGGAGGGAGAGAGAACAGAGAAGAAGCAGUACAAGAUUAGAAAAACACCAGGAGUAAAUGACGCCACUGCUGAGAAACUCCUCCACGUGGUCACCUGCAGUCACCGCCUGUUGUCACGUCGCCGAUUCCACGGCAACGACAUGUGCUUGACCCCCGAUGUCCCUCGUAGCAACUUGCACCGCCCAGCCUCGUGUGUUUUAACUAACUGAACCCUUAACGCCUUGUGUUGACAUGACAUCGUAGGGACCUGUCCAGGGAUUCAUGAUUCAUGUGAAUGAACUCAGUGUAAAUAUAUAAAUGGAUCAGAUUUAUUACAUUGAUUAUAUAUGAGUAUAAAUAGUAUAGAUAGCCUGCAGAUAUAGAAUCACCCCCUCUGUCAUAUGGUGUAAAUACUGUAGGUGUUUCUCCUUCAGAUUGUCUUGUAGUAGUCUCCAUGAACGCCCACCCUGCUGGUCUAGGAUCAGUACGAGGACCUCCUGUGUUUGUCUCUGCAGCUGGGAUGUUACAGUAAUGCCUGCUGCCCAUGUUUAAGUAGUGCAGUAAAAGUUCAUGAAAGAUAAUGGGUAGUAAACUGCAAUCUGCCGUAAGCACUUAUUGUUAUUAAGACAAUUGUUUUGCCAAAAAAAAUUAAUGAUAACAAUAAUUUGUCCCUGCAUUAGAAGCAUAAUGUGGCAACAUACAUUGUCAGGUGCCUGUGUUGUUUGGAUGAGAGAUGUUCCGAUACCAAUUUUCCUUUCCGAUACUGCCUGAGCUGGCGAAUAGGCUGAUACAGAGUACCGUUCUGAUACCAUCCAUCCAUUUUCAUCCGCUUGUCCAAGGCCGGGUCAGGGGGCAGCAGGCUGAGCAAAGUACUCCACACGUCCCUCUUCCCAGCGACGCUUUCCAGCUCCUCCUGGGGGACCUCAGAGCGUUCCCAGGCCAGGUGAGAUGUAAUCCCUCAAGCGUGUUCCGGGUCUGCCCCUGGGCCUUAGAUGCCCGAACCACCUCAACUGGCCCCUUUCGACUCAAAGGAGCAGCGGCUCUACUCCGAGCUCCCUCCACAUGUCCGAGCACCUUACCCUAUCUCUAAGGCUGAACCCAGACACCCUUCGGAGGAAACUCAUUUUGGCCACUUGUAUCUGCGACUUCAUUCUUUCAGUCACUACCCAGAGCUCAUGACCAUAGGUGAGGGUUGGGACGUAGAUGGACAAUAGCUUUGCCUUCUGGCUCAGCUCCCUCUCAACCACGACGGUCCGGUGCAGAAGCCGCACCGACCUGCCGAUCCAUCUCACAAUCCAUUCUACCGUCACUCAUGAAUAAGACCCCGAGAUACUUGAACUCCUUCACAUGAGGCAGUAACUCUCUCUCAGUUCGACAUAGAUUUUGCCAAAUUUCUGACAUUUUGCCAACGGCUAACGAAACACUGUUUACCCAGAAAGCAAUUCUUCACUGCUCUAAAAAAGUAGAUGCCAGUGGAUGCACUGCAGAACUGCGAAACUACUUUAAGACUUAUCAUUAAAUUACAUGCUAUCGGAUCGGUGCUUAGACUUGAAUACUCGCGGAUACUCGAUCCAGCAUUUUAGGUGGUAUCGGAAACAUUUCAGAUACUGAUAUUGGUACUAGAACAACUCUAGUUUAGAUCGUCAUUGAGGACAGUAGCUUAAGGUCAACUAGACAUUCAUGCAUCUGAGCAUUGAGAGCGAGUCAAACAAUCAUGUAGAAAUAGAUGACAUAGAUAUAUAGUCUGAAUGAAAGUGCAUGGCUGGUACGUGCCAGUGAAACGCUCCCUUUACACUCCACGUAGAUGAUAUUUACAUUUCUUUAGCUGGCUUAUUUAUUCUGUUUUGAUGAUGCAAUUUGUUUGUCGGUGCCUCUCGAUGAAUCAGCCACACAAAGAAGUAGCCAUCCUGAAAAAUAAGUUUUUGUUUACACAGAUGCUGUGUGAUUUAAAUUGAGGGAUUGAUGUACAGCAAUAACAGAGCAGACGCAGGUUAAUAUGCUGGGCUGUGUGGUGUUCGGGGUGUGUGACGGUUUCAUGUGUGUUUGUCACUCAGCAAAUGCACAUUCAAACUUACUGUGUGUGAAGGCGACAAAUGUAGAUGCAAACAAAGGGGUGUACAGUUACAGUAUGUUUGCUUCUGUCCAUGUUGCACGUGCAUGAGUCACCUUCUGUGUGUGAUGACGGCACACGGACUCACAGCCGAGCCUUUCCUUCCCAACACACACACACACACACACAAACUGUCAUGGUUCAGUUCAGUCAGGUGGUAGAAGUUACUUUGCAAGCGAAUCCAUUGGAAUGAAUAGAAAUCACUGCGAAUCGUAAUGUGACCAGGCCUUAAUGCAGAUAUACACUGUUUGCACUGGCAUAAUUUGAAUCAAGAAAGUGCAGCAAUGUAAUGCCAAAAAUAUGUUUAACUUGGAAACUGUCCCCAUGACAUCAUUUGUCCACUAGAGGGCACUGACAAGUUUAUUUCUUACUGCAACAUGUCACGUGCUCAGUCAGUACACGUCUUUUAAAACUAAACCAAGAACUUAGAAUCAAUAUCUUGACCAGUAUUUUUUAAACACAUACAUUUUAAGGAAGUCAUAAUGGCCAAGAUAUUAUUCAUAGAUUGUUUUAAACUCUAAAAUUCAGCACCAGUCAGGCACUGUGUGAACAAAACAUUUAUAAUGUGUUAAAAAUACGUAGCAUUAAAAUGUAGCAGUAUAUUGUGAAAAAGGAAUUAACAGUAUGACAUGAUAAAUCUGACACUUAGAAAAGGGUUGGGUUUUAAGGGUUGUAAAGAUGCAGUUGUGACUCUGAUGUCAUUUGUUUAAAGGUAUACUACGCAGGAUUGUCGGUUACUGAAAGCCAACCACAGAUUCACUCAGCUUGGCAUGUAGCCUCGCUGUAUUUGUGUUUUUUCGGUGCCACGUCAACAGUUUUCGUAGCUUCUUCUUGUGUGCAACCAUGGGGGGAUUAUGAGACAAUGGGCCCCUGGGUACAGAUAUGCAAACAGCCCCACCACCUCUCUUACAUACGGGCAAGACACAAACUUUGAGGCAGUUUUGCCUCUUUUUUUGUUGUUUUGCAAAUGGAAAAUACAGGCAGAGAGUUGAGUUUCUGCAGAUAAAUACACCACCACAUACUGAGAGUGGGUCGUAAGUGACGAUUGAGAGGGAUUAAGGUGCAUCUGUAUUGGUUUAUACAUUGGUUUUUAAGGGAAAAUCCUGCGUAGUAUACCUUUAAGUAAGACCAUGAUGUUGAUGGGUGCCAUAGCAUGAUGCUUAAAAAUCUGUGCAGCUCCUUUGCUUUAAGGCAUUCUGGGUUCUCUAGUUGACAAAAUAACGUCAACAGCAUCAAUACUUUGGGCUAUAAAUGAAAGCCUUUAGUAAGGAGAUGAUAAAGGCUUUGUGUGUGCGUGCUGCAGAUUAAUUUCCAAACAGUAAUAUCGCCUGAAACUGAAAAAACGAACUUUGAUUCUGUGUCUUAAAACCCGUCGCCUGCAUGUUCUUGCCUUCUCUCAACAUUAGUCAGACUGUUUACUUUAUAUCAGUGCCAGCAUACGACUUAUGUUUUUAUAUAUGUCAUGUUAAUUUAUUAUUUAUUAAUCUCAUGUUAAUAUUUAUUGAUUUCAAUGGUGGAUGUGCUUGAAUUUAAGAGACACUUUUAAUCGUUUUUGCACUUAUCUUCUUCUGUUUACACGUGUUUCUCUUCUGUGGCUGAGAGUCAAUCAAGUGUAUUGAUCCGUGUGUUUGUGCAAUACUGUAGAUUCUCUGACGUCCACUGAAACAGCUGCAUAUCUUCAUGUUGCCAGUCAUUGCCGUAGUUGCAUGUGUGUCCAUGAUUUUGAGAUGUCAUGUGCUAAAUGUUAUAUUCAUAGCAUCAUAUUGAAACCAUUGUGUUCAGAUGUUACAGUCCCUCAUGUGCUGCAAAAAGAAACCCCUGAGGAGGUUUUACCCUGCAGAGCUUCACGUCCAGUCGAAACCAUAACAACGAAAUAUUGAGGUAAAAAACCGAACUCGUUGCUCGAGCUCAGAUCAGCACGGUGAGGUCAUCCGUCCUGCUGAUCGGCUGAUGAUCGGUGUCCCUCUGUAAGCUCACCCAGCGCAGGAGAACUGCAACUUCCAGAUCAGUCUGUGGGCGACUUCAUUUGUCUCAGUGUUCCUCGGCAGUUAGAGGUCAGAGGUCGGGGUUCGGCCCCGCAGUGUGUGUGUCGCUCUCCAUCGAGAUUUCUGCUUGUAGACUUUAGAAGCCAUAUUGUCUCUGUGGUGUUGUGUGAGCUGAAACACUUGUGGUAUCUCAUCAAACUGUAAAUAAGUGAGCCGGGGGGGAAAACAUCAAAUUAAUGUGGUCUAAAAGAAAAUCGCUCUGUACUCAUUAAAAAGGUUCUUAUGAAUGUAUCAUACCUAGAGAUAAAAGCUGUAUGACAAUGGACUCCUCAUAAUAUUUCAUUAAAUAUAGCUGUGGUAUUUUCCUCUUGUUUUGUUUCAGUUAUUGUGUUGAAUUGUGCAUGAAAAACCACAUUUAUAUAGUGGUGCUGUCAGUGGUGCUCCUGAGUAGGGGCCAGGGGGG